UGUUGUCCAGUAAGGUUAAAUAAAUUGAGAUAUUCUAGAGAUAUUUCCAUCGAACUAUUACAUUAGAUAACCAUGUCUGUUCUUUAGUCCUGAGUACGCGAUCGAUUAUGUUUACUCGAUUAGACAGACUUGUUCGACUACUAUAUUAAUUGACUAGAUCACAGCGUCGAGCCUGGUCGAGUUUGCUGAAUAUGGACCUGAAUUAGCCCGAGCAACGUUAUUUUGACAAAUUGCCCGAUAUCUAGCUAAAUAUCUUACGGUCAGAUUUCGGUUCUUAUGGGGAACAAAGAUCUUUCCAAUAAUUUGUCAUUUUAAAAAAAUAACAGCAAAUGUGAGCUAAAUCCAUACGCUUCAUUGGAAGCUAGCGUUAGCAUUGUUGGCUAGCCUGCUAGCUAACGUUAGCGAAUUGAGUUUUCUUUGAUGAGCUACAAGUAUCUAUCUGAGAAUGCUGAACAAAUCAGUUAUUUGCAAUUAAAUGUUGUAUACUGAGGUUACCUAGCUAACAUUGGUUGGGCUAGCUACAUAUAUUUAUGUACUGCUAGCGGUUAUAGCUAGCACACCAGUUGAAAACGUGUGUCGAUUGAUUCGUCUUGUCUGGCAUGAUGGUGAUUUCUAGCUAGCUACAUUAGCUGCAAAGAGCUCGCCAAUCUUGGUUGAUUCGUAGUUAAAUCGCACAAUUUUGAUUGGUCUGUCACGAUGGAUCUUAACUUUUACUCUGAACUUUCUGAUGGCACUGGUCAGAAUGUCGACCCGGAGUUCUUGGAAGCACAGGCUUAUAAUGGAUACGACCCAAUUAACAAGUUUCCAGGGGGCAGUGAUAAUUACCUUACCAUAUCUGGGGCAGGUCAUCCUUUUCUCUCCUCUGAGCAGACAUUCCAUACCCCCAGUCUUGGUGAUGAGGUGUUUGAGAUCCCUCCAAUCUCCCUGGACACGGCACUCAGUGUGGGGGAUGUGGUUUCCCAUUUUGGGGAACUGUCAGGUGGAGCAGGGGGUCUCGCGGGUGCUGGAAGCCUGGCGAGGAAUGCUGUGGUGGGGGGCAAUGACCCCUCCUUUGCCUCCACCUAUGUGAACACAACCUCUCAGGGCCUGGAGCACCUGAGCUUGGGGGUGAUGAGCCAGCCUGGAGGGGGGGCCCUGCUCAGUUCAACACUAGGGGUGGAACUUGGCCACUCCAUUGGCUCCCAUUUCAGCAGCUCCUCUCCAAUGACCAUUGAUGUCCCACUUGGUGACAUGAAUCAUGGCCUAUUGGGACACAAUCAGCUAACCACUAUUGACCAAUCAGAUCUGAGCGCCCAGCUCGGGCUUGGCCUUCAUGGUGGGAACAUUCUGUCUCGUUCCAAAUCACCUGACCAGCUGUCAGCCACGCCUUCUCCAGCGGGCUCCCUCCAGGAUGAUGAUAUGGAUGACUUCAGGAGUGUGCUGGUCGACUCUCCGAUGUCCCUGUCUGUCUCCCCUGCGGUACUCUCCCACCUCUCCGCCAUGCCAGCCUCUUCCCCCAUGCUCGUCUCCUCAGUCUCCCCUGCCUUGGUGAGGCGCGGCGGGGGCAAGCCUGCCAUGGUGGCCGCUACGGCAGGGCCUGGAGGAGGGAAGAAGGGGAAGAAGAAGAAAGACCCCAACGAGCCCCAGAAACCCGUCUCUGCCUACGCCCUGUUCUUCAGGGACACUCAGGCUGCCAUCAAGGGCCAGAACCCCAACGCCACAUUUGGAGAGGUGUCCACGAUAGUCGCCUCCAUGUGGGACAGUCUUGGGGAAGAGCAGAAACAGGUGUAUAAGAGAAAGACUGAAGCAGCGAAAAAGGAGUACCUGAAGUCCCUAGCAGCUUACAGAGCCAAUCAGCUCUCACAGCCCUCCAUUGAAGUGAUGGACACAGCUUCUUCACCGUCACCUCCUCCAAUACCUGAGCCGGUGCCUUUGGCCCCCCUGGCUCCCGCCCGUCCCUCCCGUCUCCCCCAACACAUCGCAGACCAGAAUACCAUCACCAACAUCUGCGCCUCCAACAUUAUUCUGGACGUCCCCCAAGUCACCACGCGUUCCCGCACAGGAGCUUGCAAGCCCCCCACCCUGGGCCCCACAGCCACCCCGACCCUGACCCCCACCAUCACCAAGAUCAUCAUCUCCAAACAGAUGCUCCAGGCCGGGGCUAAGCUCCAUCAGAUACCCAACUCCAUGGUGACGGUGCUCCCUGGCGGCGUGCGCACCCUGCUGCCCUCAGCCCCACGCCAGCCCCCACCUCUGCUGCAGAUGCAGCACGCCCCUCCUCCCCCACGGCUCCAGCAGAUGGUACACUCCCCAGCCCCACCUCCCCUACAGGCCAAGCCCCGAGGAGGAAAUGCCGGGCCGGGGCCUCCUGUGUCCAUCACCGCCACACCUCCCCCUCCACUACAGAUCAAGAUAGUCCCGGCCUCUUUGCAGGCAGACUCAUCCUUGCCUAUUAUUGUUACUACAACAGCAACCGCCCACUCAAUUGGUGUCACCACUUCCGCCGUGCCUGCAUCAGCAUACUCCACCCCUACAGUGGCUCUGCAGUUGGCGAAGUCCACUGACUUGACGGCGAGUGCAGAUGAGGAUUCUGUUACGGAAGAGUUCACUUCGGGAGAGAUGGAAAUGGAGUUCAAUGUGUCUCCACGUACCACUGACGCUGCUUCUGGCCCCCUGACUCUCUGUGUACGAGUAGGAUGCACCAACCCUGCAAUAGAGAGCACGGACUGGGACAAAGAGUACUGCAGCAGUGAAUGUGUCGCCACUCACUGCAGGGAUAUCUUCAUGGCCUGGUGCUCCAUCAGGAAUCAGAACACGAUGGUUGUCAAGUAAAGACCGGCCACACCCAGACAAGGGGAGAAUUGUGAUUUGUGUCUUGCUGGGUCAGGGGUGAUAACAGGCCUAAGGUAGACUGAGUGGGAUGAGAGGAAGAAAUGGCAUUUGGAGGAGAGCAACUGGAGAAAAGAAGAGUGCCAUGUACCACAAAGCGAUCCAGUGGAAGGAAAUAAUCAACAUAACAACACAUGGGAUUCAUUUAGAGAUGGACAGUGGAGACAGUGACCGAGAUAAAACGUGCGAGGACAGGGAGUGAAGUAUAUAUAUUUUGUUGUGUGUUGUAUUGUUUGGACUUGCAUACCUUUUAACGGGUCCAUUCACAAUGAUGGUGUUAUGAGAGGAUGUAUACCAUAUGAAGGAACCUGAAAUCAUAGCGGGGUUCUAAAGGGUUCUAUUCCAGAGGGUAAAUUGGAUCCUUGUGCCGUCACAUGUUGACAUACACUACAUGACCAAAAGUAUGUGGACACCUGCUCGUCGAACCUCUCAUUCCAAAAUCAUAGGCAUUUUAUAUGGAGUUGGUCCUCCCUUUUGCUGCUAUAACAGCCUUCACUAUUCUGGGGAUGUUUUCCUUUAGAUGUUUGAACAUUGUUGCAGGGACUAGCUUCCAUUCAGCCACAAAAGCAUUCGUGAGGUCGGGCACUGACGUUGGGCGAUUAGGCCUGGCUCGCAGUCGGCGUUCCAAUUCAUCCCAAAUGUGUUCGAUGGGGUUGAGAUCAGUGCUCUGUGCACUUCAGCAUACGUCUGUCCCGUUCUGUGAGCUUGUGUCACGUCUGAGCCGUUGUUGCUCCUAGACCAUUUCCACUUCACAAUAACAGCACUUACAUCUGACCAGGGCAGCUCUAGCAGGGGUGAAAUUUCAUGACCCGACUUGUUGGGAAGGUGGCAUCCUAUGACGGUGCCACGUUGAAAAUCACUGAGCUCUUCAGUAAGGCCAUCCUACUGCCAAUGUUUGUCUAUGAAGAUUACAUGGCUGUGUGCUCGAUUUUUAUACACCGGUCAGCAACGGUGUGGUUGAAAUCGCCGAAUCCUCUAAUUUGAAGGGGUGUCCACAUACUUUUAUUUUUGAAGUCAGUUUUUACAGGAAAAAGUUACAAAAUAUUUUUUGUGAUCCAUGGCAGCCAAAAGCUUCAUAAAAAGUUUUCCAUCCUUAUUCUUAUAUAUUUGGAUAAAUAUAUGAUACCCAUCUUACUUUUGUUGGUUGCCUUUAGGUUCUCAGAGAAAAAAAAUUCAGCAUCUCUUUUUUUAAGAAACCGAGUCAGGAAAUAGUGAAAAUAUCAGAUUGAGGAAAGUGGCGUAUCAUGCUAUGCUCUUGGUUUCUUUUCACAUACAGUUUAGUGGGCUCUAGAGACUUUCUUACUUUUCAUUAUUGUAAAAUAAAAGUCCACUGUGUCUAGUCCGGUGUGAAUAAAUGACUGUAGAAAUCAAGGUCAAUUUGACUUAUGUUAUUCCAUUAUUUUAAAAUAAAAUAGCAAUGAAGAUAAA
Molecule: messenger RNA, 4296 nt
Organism: Salmo salar (Atlantic salmon)
Lineage: Eukaryota; Metazoa; Chordata; Actinopteri; Salmoniformes; Salmonidae
Gene: tox4a
Product: TOX high mobility group box family member 4 a
Biological process (GO): regulation of transcription by RNA polymerase II
Cellular component (GO): nucleus
Molecular function (GO): chromatin DNA binding
Source: RefSeq, a predicted model, not a curated record